Molecule: messenger RNA, 1565 nt
Organism: Nymphaea colorata (pocket water lily)
Lineage: Eukaryota; Viridiplantae; Streptophyta; Magnoliopsida; Nymphaeales; Nymphaeaceae
Product: LOB domain-containing protein 6-like
Exons: 3
Coding region: 405-1322 (305 amino acids)
Source: RefSeq, a predicted model, not a curated record
GGAGGGGAGUUGCCGAGUAAUAAAUCGCUCCUCACUUGAACAGAAAAAAAAAUCCCUUCAUAACCGGGAAGAUCUCUCUCCCUCUCUCUCUCUCUCUCUCUCUCUGGUUUCUUCCUCCUGCGCAGACCCACACUGUUUCCUCCCCUUAGGCCAAUCACCAAAUCCAAGCUCUCUUUCUGUCUCUCUUUUCUGAGUUGUGCCAUCUAUCUAUCUAUCUAUCUAUCCAUGGUGACCUAAUUCUUGUUUUUCAGAUUGAAAAACUAAAUAAGGGGAGCCAUUUUUCCGGCUCCUUAGUGGGCACCAGUCAUCGAUUUCCAUCGGCGGAGGGGAGGGCGGGGGGGAUCGGUGCAUCUUCUUAUAGGAGAGAUCGAUCCGUGAAAGCCUUCUCUGUCGUCCCCGCCUCGAUGGCGUCAUCUUCGAAUUCGCCGUGCGCGGCGUGCAAGUUUCUCAGGCGAAAGUGCACGCCGGAAUGCGUCUUUGCUCCCUACUUUCCACCGGACAGCCCACAGAAGUUCGCUAACGUGCACAAGGUAUUUGGAGCCAGCAACGUGAGCAAGCUGCUGAACGAGCUACCACCUAGCCGGCGGGAGGACGCCGUCAACUCUCUCGCUUACGAGGCCGACGCCCGCUUGAGCGACCCCGUCUACGGCUGCGUUGGGGUCAUCUCCCUUCUUCAGCACCAGCUCAAGCAGCUCCAGGCUGACCUCCUUGCCGCCCGGGCGGAGCUUUCCCGUUACAUGGCCGCCGCCGGCAUCCCUGGUCCCCUUCCCCCUUCAUUCCUCCAGGCAGCAGCUGUAGCCGCGCACCACCAGCAGCAGUACCAGCACCACCACCACUCCGCGACGUCAGCUGCCGUUGGUAUUGGAAUGGGACUGCCGGGAGCGGCGUCCAGGGAGCAGUUGUACAGGGAACAGCAGCAGCAGCAACAGCAGCUACUGGAGUCGCAGCAGAUGGCCGUCGCUGUGGCGAUGGCGGCGAGGGAGCAGCAGGAGAUGAUGAGGAAUUACGAACAUGGUGGCGAUAUCGGGAGAUUCGGUGGUGCAGCUUAUGAUCAAGGAGUGGGUGCAGCUGGUGGUAGUGGUGCCGGCAGUGGCAGUGUUGGUGGAGGGUUGGGGUUUAAUGCAUUUGCUUUGUCUCCGGCAGCGUCGCCAUCGUCGUCGGGUUUCAUAAGCCCGAUACAGGCCCACCAUCAUCAUCAGCAGCAGCAACAGCAGAGAUCCGUAGGUGGGGAGGACAGGAAACCUUGUAGUAGCGGCAGUGUUGGUGGUGGUGGCGGCUGUGGCGGCAGCGGUGGUGCUGGAAGCACCGGUCUUUCCUCGUAAGGCGUUCGGAUUACUUCGCCGGUCAUCGUCGAUGACGGUCACCGGAAAUGGAGAUCCACAGUCCACACCAUUUUUUUCCCUGCUCACGUCUCGCUGAAAUUUCCCGGCAACAGAGAGUGACAAAGGAGAACUAAAGAGGCAUGUUAAAAGUUUUUCUUUUUGUUUUCUUUUGUAUUUUUCCUUUUUUGGUUUUCUAUACGUUUUGUCAAGGUAUACACGAUUCUUUAAAAAGACCUCAUUAAA